Molecule: messenger RNA, 197 nt
Organism: Ambispora gerdemannii
Lineage: Eukaryota; Fungi; Glomeromycota; Glomeromycetes; Archaeosporales; Ambisporaceae
Source: the annotation of a GenBank genome assembly
UUCUUAUUGUAAUUUGUUUAUCCACGGUCUUUGGAUUACCUAUUACCAACUCCAAAAGAGAUCCCCCUUCUACUCCAGAAGAAGGUAGUCCAGUUGGAGGAUUAGUUGGAGGAUUAGGCAGAAUAUUAUCGAGUCUACUUGGAGGAGUAACCGGAGGAGGUGAAGGAGGUCAAAGUGGAUUAACCUAUGGAAGAUAG